Messenger RNA from Gongylonema pulchrum, 1065 nucleotides. The record is from the annotation of a GenBank genome assembly. Lineage: Eukaryota; Metazoa; Nematoda; Chromadorea; Rhabditida; Gongylonematidae.
CAAUCGAGUCUUUAUAAUUUGUUUGUACUGCAAAAGUUUUCAGGCAAGACACCCUAUCUUUAUCGUCAUGAUUUGGUUGCACUUUCACAGCGAAAUCUUACGCAGAGGAUAUCCAAGCCAAUGAAUAAAAUUCCAGAGAAAUACCUGCCCAAAAAACUUGCUAUAACCACUCGUCUUCCGGAAACAAAGCAUGUAUUUUGUUACUUUUUAUGUAAUUUACGCUUAUCUAAGAUUUUAUCGCGAAACUCUUCUUUUUUUUCGAUGAAUUGCUCGUGUGAUCAAUUGAUGGCGUUUCGCAGGCGUUCUUUUUUAUUGCCAAAUAGUUCUUUUUUUUUUCAACAAAUAAGCGAUUUUUACCAUUUCAGGGAUGUUAUUCACUGUAAUGUUGCACGAAGCGGUGUAAAUGGUAAUGUAUAUUUGUCGUGCGCAACACCAUCCGCAGUGAUUUUGUUCCAGUGGUACGAGCCGUUAUCAAAAUUUCUCAUCCUGAAAACUGUCGAAAUGCGCAUUCCACGCUUUCCGCUUCGUCCUUUUCAGUUAAUUUAUUCAGCCGGAAGUGACGCCGAUUUUCCGAAAGUCUGUUUAGCUGUGUACAAAGGCGCGGGCCGUAAAUUUCAUCUUCAUUAUGUAAAUUUCAACGAUGAAGCAGUGCACUGUGAUUUGGCAGAAGAGGAUCGCUCCAGAGCUGUAUCUCUCAGCGUUGUAGCAUUAAAGCAAAUUGAUAGGGAUGCAUUACUGCUGUGUUAUGAAAAUCGUUGUGUUGUGAUUAAUCAGGAAGGAGUUGUAAAAUCAUCGCGUCUCUCACCAGCGCAGUUCAAAUUUGGUUUUCAAAUUGAAUAUCUCGUUUCACUUUCCGAUUCAAUCCUGGGCUUUCAUCCACAUGGUGUUCAGGGUCGUGCAUUUGUUGAUGGCUCAAUUACCCAGGAUAUCAACGAUAUUAAUAACAUUUAUCAGGUUGUUGGGAGUGACAAAUUAGUAGUCCUGAAGCGAAGAGAAGCUUCAUCAGCUGCCGAUAUGUGUGAUUUGUGUAUCCUGACCGGGCAUGAAAGCACUCUGGCUGGAUAA